AUGCACAAAAAUAUCUGUAAGGAACUGGUGGCUUGGUACAAACAAAAGGCGAAAUACAUUGUGCAGGGUGCCUUGUUUCCAGAAGCUGGACUGAAUUCGGGAGUCGUCCAUGCAGGAGGGGUUGGUGGGCUAGUGGUUGUUCGCGACAUCAACCUGUUUUCCUACUGUGAGUCUUGCUUGCUUCCAUUUAGCAUCAAGUGCCAUGUUGGCUAUGUGCCAUCCGGAGGGCGUGUCGUCAGCCUGAGUAAGCUGUCGCAAGUUGCAGAUGUAUUUGCAAGGAGGUUUCAGGAUCCUAAAAGACUAGCAAGUGAAGUUUGUGCAGCAUUGCAUAACAGCAUUAACCCGGCCGGUGUUGCUGUCUCUCUUCAAUGUUGGCACAUGAAAUUUAGCAAUUUGUGUGACACCAAUUUUACUCAUUCGACCAUAUCAAAUAUGCAAAGUUGGGGAACAGUUUUAGCUUCUUCCAGGUCUGGAGUUUUUAAGGAAGGGAAGAACUCUUUGUGGGAUGAUUUCACUUCUCUUCUGAUACUAAGUGGUGCAAUCAUCGAUGGAGGAGAUACAAACCAUUCUCAACGGCAGAAAAUGAAGUUUGUUGUUCUUUAG
Molecule: messenger RNA, 603 nt
Organism: Zingiber officinale
Lineage: Eukaryota; Viridiplantae; Streptophyta; Magnoliopsida; Zingiberales; Zingiberaceae
Product: GTP cyclohydrolase 1-like
Exons: 2
Coding region: 1-603 (200 amino acids)
Biological process (GO): tetrahydrobiopterin biosynthetic process; tetrahydrofolate biosynthetic process
Cellular component (GO): cytoplasm
Molecular function (GO): zinc ion binding; GTP cyclohydrolase I activity; GTP binding
Source: RefSeq, a predicted model, not a curated record